GCAUUUCGAUAUAAACUGACGAAUCAAGCACAACUCCGGAAAAACAACACACUUUUUAUAUUCUCUCUCGCGUACCCCUCUCGUCUGCUAAUAGAUGCUCUACAAUUCAUCUUUUCAUUUAUAAUUUGAUAACAAACAACAUUGGAUUAUAACGUACAAUGUUCUGAUUAUUACGCGUAUUAAUUCUUUAUAUUCUGGAAAACAGCAAUUAUCAUUAUUUACUGUUGGGAAAGUCUGAUUGAUCUCGUCACUGGACUGAAGGAAUACAAUGAAAUAUACAUAUUAAUCUAUUUAAUGAAAUUGUACACAGAUAAAGGAGAAAUAUAACCAUUCGAACAACUAAGAAAAAACUGAAAAAACUGAAAUAGAUAGAGUAAAAAAAGACAGAGGGGAAGAAACGUUCGAGGGAGAGAUAUACUUAAAAGAAGAGAAAGAGAAACUGAAGGAAACAGAGAGUCAGAGAUAUAUAGAUAGAUAGGCAGAGCGAGAGAGAGAGAAGGUGAAAGCGAAAGCGAAGGGAAGAAAAGAUAGAUAUAUUUAUAGUAGAAGAGUAGUAGCUAAUGAAGAAUGUCGUGCUCUUGUGCGAAAAAACUGUCCAGAUCUCAUAAAGACUGGCCGCGUCCUCUACCAAGUGCUGAAUUUCAACGAUUGAGAGAUAUCAUAGACAUUUCUCUGCACGGAUACGAUCUUGAAGAUAGUGGGUACGAAGCUGCCGAAAACUUUCUUAACAUGGCGGAUAACUCUGUUGUUGAAGAAAACUUAGUUGGUUCGGGUCAGAAUGAAGGUGAGAAUGGAGAUGACCAUGUAAAGUUAACUAGGUCGGAAAGUCUUGAUAGCCCAAAAUCAGACGACGAGGGUUUAGGUGUCGAGAAAAAGGAGGUUACAGAUAACAAUUCCGAUGAAGUAGAAGAGGAAUCACCUAAUCCUUCGUCUACACUUGACGCUGAAUCGCCAGUGCCAGAGGCUGAAAACUCUUGCGAAAGAGACGAAGUAGAUUUGGAAGAAACUGGAAAUGAUAAUGAAAAUUCCAAUGUUGAGCUAGAGUCUGAAAAUGUAGAAGAGAACCUCAACGAAUCACUCAAUUCUGACGAUAGGGUUGAAGAGGAGGAUGAAGUUAACAAGCAGGAGGAAUCUAAUGAACCAAAUAACCUAGAAUCUUCCCCAACAAGAAAGUCUUCAGUAUCAUCAAGAGACAGUAAAGAAGCUUCAGACAUGGAAGAUAAUAACGUCUCUAAUCAAAGUAACGAGCCAAUUAUGGCAAGUGUAAACGAAGGUGAGUGUGAAAUAUCUCAGCAAGAGCAUAUUGAAAGCUUGGAGACAACUCCCAACGACGAAGAAGAGCAAUCGGAGUGUGAUAGUCGAUUUACAAGGGAAUUAUCUUGCAUAUCCGAAAAAGAGGAUGAGAUGAACGUAGAACAAAUAACAGAGGCUAAGGACAACGCCCCAGCAGAUAACGAAGAAAAUGUUGUAGAAGAAAAUAUAACGGAAACGUUAGCCGAAAAUGUCGAAAGCAUUAUGCUUAAUUCAACACAAGAAGAGGAUGGUAAACCUGUAGAGGAAACGAUGAACGAGUUAAAUAUUGAGCAGGUGGAAGCAGCAAUGAUCCACGAAACGUGUUCGGAAAAUGGCGAUGAAUCAACAGAUGUGGAGGUUAACUUACCGAUCAAAUACGAAAGCGAUACACAAUUACAAUGGGCGAUGGAGAUUCUCCUGGGAAAAUCACUGCCUGUACUAGACACUAGCUAUAGAUCUAUAAGGAAUGAAUUAGAGAGUUUUUAUACACCUGUUAAGAGCUAUACGAUUAAAAGAGGUCAAGGAAUAGUUGAAGAACCAACAGAAGCAAUUGAGGAGCAAGUUGUUCAAGCGGAAGUGAAUUUGGGAAAUGAGAGCACUCCGUUGAAUUCUAAUCUAGAUAGAAAUUUGAAUGGGGAUAACGGCUUACUUAAUAAUUCGGGUGUAGACGACUUAGACGAUACAAUUCUCUCCGAUGGAUCAGAAGGAGUGAAAGAGAGGGAACCUUUGCCCGAGAUUUUAUCCCCUAAAUCUCCAAGGAAACGUUUUUCACUUCGCCAUUUGUUAACGUGCAGUCGAGCUGCCGACGAUUGACCAAAGUGACGACAACUUGACUUUUUACAAAAAAAAAAACGUGCUUUACAACCUUUUGCCAUAAAAAGAUAUAUAUUAAUCGAAAUUUACCUUUUGGGAGAUCUAUCCUGCGUAAUAAUGCACAGAACGAAAGCGAUCUUAGCAGACUUAUUCUAAUUAGUCUUAUAUGUAAGUAAAAUAAAUAUGGGGGAUAAGAAGUUCAUCAAUUUUGCUGAAGGCUUUAUACUAAAAUUUAACCUUUUAUGCUCUCAUUUUUAAUAGUUUAUGACAUUGGAAGAAUAUUAAAUUGUUUUUUGUAAAAUCUUUAAAAAAGAGGAAAAUAAUUCUGUUUUUUUUAUCUGAAAAUAUAAGAUUCAAUGAAUAUCAUAAAUAUUCAUCAAAUUAUAUAUGAAUGCUUAAGUUGCGUGCUUAAUUAUAGAUAAGAUACACGAGAAAAGCUUUCUGAUUUACCAUGAUUAGGAAAGGCUUAUCUCAUAAAUCUUGGGUAAUUAACAAAAACGUCGCUUGUAAAGGUAAGCGCAAAAAUGGAUUAAGAUAUUUGUUUCUGGACGAAGAGUCCAUUCAAGUAUACAAAGCUCAUCAAUCAUCUCAAUAAGCUUUAAACUAAAAGAAAAACUGUAGUAUGAUAUUAACAAUUAACUAGGGAGUGAUCCUAAAUAAAUAUAUGCAUAACUUAUAUAUUCUGUUUAAAUAUAUGUAUAUAUUUAAUAUACUGACAAUACAUAUAUAUAUAUAUAUAAAGCAAUAGAAAGAAAGUGUUAUUUAUCUUAAAAAAAAUAUAUUUAUAUGCUAAAUGCUCUUUCAUAAAGAACAUCUUUCUUGUUUGUAAUUCAGUAGAGAAAAAAUUUUCGUCUUUUCCCUUUAUUUAAAAUUACUUUCAUAAGUUUACAUUCAAUAUUUUGGUUGCACUUAACUAAACAACCUGCGUCACUUACGAGACAAGCAAUUUCUUUGUGGGAAUGUUGUUGAGACGUUUUCACUUUAUCACAAGAAAGCAGUAGUGGCUAUGUCCAAUCCGUAAAUAAAUCGAUAUAAGAUAUUAUCGUAUAAGCUGAAUUCUUAUUUUCUUGAUUAACAACUAUAUUAUCCCAGAAAAUUAGUUAAAUAUAGAUGAGAUAAUAGAUGAGUAGUUAAUAAUACGUUUAAACCGAGAAAUGAAGUAUAUUUGACAAUCUGAAUUGUCAAGAAAACAUAUAUUCCUUACUUUUGUCGUUGUUAUUGGCAUUUAUUGCUGGAAAAUGUGUUCGAUAAAUGUCUUUGUCAAAAUAUUAAUCAUCUUCGACUGUAUACAACAGUUUGCAUUUCAUGCGUAUUAGUUGGCUUGGAUUGAGUUAGAGGAUGGAAUUCGUCACGUCUUUUACAAUUCUUACCAAAUUUAACGUUAAAAAACCCAUAUAAAAAUGGGUUUAUUGCGCUAUUAAGUAAAGCCAUAGUCUCCGCAAACGUUUGGACAGAUUGUCCCACUUUACCUCCAUUCCAAAUUCGUAAAUGAUGUACAACAAAGUAUGGUGUCCAGCAAGCGAUAAAGGAAAAUAUAAUGCAAAUAGUCAUCUUGAUUGUUUUUACUUUAGCCCUUGUAAUAGCCGCAACAUGAGAUGAGUUUUUCUUAAAUAAAUUUGAACGCCCUUGAUGCCAUACGAUUCUAACAACACUUGCGUAACAGAACGUAAUGAAGAAAGCAGGUAAAAUGAGAAUAUAACUCGUUAGAAAAGUGAAAUAUACUAAACGCUGCCAAUGCGCUGUGUAGCCCUCGCUUUUGCAUUCAUAAAAAGUUAUGUUGUUAUCGGGAUUAAUUUUCUUCACUCUUACAAAAAUGAAAAGCUGAGGAGCAGCAAAUAUGAAUGCUAAAAUCCAAGAGCAUAUAAUCAUUAUUUUAGCGCGCUGUGUCGUAUUACUCGGACUUAAUGGAUGACAAAUAGCCAUAUAACGGUCAAAACUCAUACUGACAAGAAUAAAAGUUGUAGAAGCAAGCGUUACUAUUUGCAGAUAAACGGAAAUCCUACAGGCGACGUCGCUGAAUAUCCAAGUGCGGUUGAAUACAACAAAUAAUAUUUCAACAGGCAUAGUAACAAAGCAAACAGUCAAAUCUCCGAUAGCCAAGUUUAGAAUGAAUAUAUUAACUCGAUAAUUCAGCACUUUUCUCUUUAUGCAUGUUAGGACUGUUAUUAUACUAACAUUUCCGAAGAAUGAUAAAGCCAAUAUUAUUGAAAUUGUAGUAAUGCUCUGGAUAGUUGCUGAAUCCCAAUUUUUCGGAUAUCCAAGUGCCGUUAUAUUUGUUGAAUUAUUUUCCGUAAUAUUCAUCAUCUAUUUAUAGUUAAAACAAGUAGACUGAAAACACCUUGAUACAUGUAAAUUAAAUUAUAGCAACGGCUUUAGUCUUCAUCUUUUUUUAUAUAUAAAGAUGAAAAACUGAAAUAACAUUUGGCUUUAUAUAUUUUCUUUCUCUAUGUCUACACCACUGAAGUUAUUCUUGAUCUAAUAUCCGAUAAAUCUCUUAUUUUGAACAUAUGCAGACACAAACUCACCUUUUUGUGCGCUCUUUCCCUCCUUCGACAACGUAAUAAGUGGAGACGCUCUUCGCUAGGUGUCUCUGCCUUGCCUAGGUUGUCAUUUGCAAAACAAUUGGGUAUUAUUAAAAUUAAACGACAACUCUACGAUUCUAUGACUGUAUUUUUUCGAGUAAAGAAAAAAUCAAUUGGUAGAAUCUAUAAAAUAGCAAAUGACACUGGAUUUGAGGAAAGUUGAUUGGACGUUACACUAUCUAAUGAAACACGAAAUAUAUUUCGGAUUCAGGUCAUACUAUUCAUUGCAACAUCAACACUUUAAAGUACACCAGAAUUACUUCCUCAAACUAGCCGGUUGUUCUUGCCUAUGUGGAUCGCAGGCGGAAUCCAAAUCGUAAUAUGAAUAAAGGCCGUGUGGCUCUCUCUUCGGUUGAUAGGAUGAAGUUUGCUUAGCUGAUUCGGUUUUAG
Dimorphilus gyrociliatus is the source of this 5078-nucleotide messenger RNA. The record is from the annotation of a GenBank genome assembly. NCBI's taxonomy places the organism in Eukaryota, Metazoa, Annelida, Polychaeta, Dinophilidae.